UCUCCGACCCCACGUGUCGGCGCCCGCCAGCCCCAUGGCCGCGCCCAUGGCCGCGCUCGUGGAGCUGGGCUUCGCGGAGGGGGCGCCGGUGUGGCGCCUGCGCAGCGCGCUCUUUCCCAGCAAGGUGGGAGGGCGGCCGGCGGGGCUGGGCGAGGCGGGGCUGCCUGGGCCGGCGGCGCUUUCCUGCCCGCGCUGCGGCCGCCCGCCCGCCUUUCUGCUGCAGCUGUACGCGCCGCUGCCCGGGCGCGCCGACGCCUUCCACCGCGGCCUCUUUCUGUUCUGCUGCCGCGACCCGUCCUGCUGCGCCGGCCUGCGCGUUUUUAGGAAUCAGCUACCCAGGAAAAACGACUUUUACUCCUAUGAGCCGCCUUCUGAAGAGCCUCCCCCAGAGACAGGAGAAUCUGUGUGUCUCCAGCUCAAGUCUGGUGCUCAUCUCUGCCGGGUAUGUGGCUGCUUAGCCCCCAAGACAUGCUCCAGGUGCCACAGGGCACAUUACUGCAGCAAGGAGCACCAGACCCUGGACUGGAGGUGGCACAGGCAGGCCUGUGCGCGGGCAGGUGAUUUGGAGGAUACAGUUCCAGACCACAACUUCCUUUUUCCAGAGUAUGAGAUUGUGAUAGGAGCAGAAGACGAGGCCCCUCCUGAAGUUCUUGAAGAGGAAGAUGAUGUGGAGCCCAUUGGGAGCAUGGGUGAAGCGUUUGAAGACGAAUUGGAAUCCAUGGCAAAGCACGAGUCCAGGGAAGAUAAAAUUUUCCAGAAGUUUAAAAAGCAAAUAGCCCUUGAACCUGAGCAGAUUCUCAGGUAUGGCCGUGGGGCUGCCCCCGUCUGGAUUUCUGGUGAAAAUGUCCCUCAAGAGAAGGAUAUUCCGAAUUGUCCUUGUGGUGCCAAGAGAAUAUUCGAAUUCCAGGUCAUGCCACAGCUACUCAACCUCCUCAAGGCCGACAGCCUGGGCACGAGCGUCGACUGGGGCGUCCUGGCCAUCUUCACCUGCGCAGACAGCUGUGCGCUGGGCACUGGCUACGCAGAGGAGUUUGUGUGGAAGCAGGACGUGACGGACACAGCCUAGGACGCUGCCUCGUCCCAAGAGUGGUGAGAACCACUCAGACUUGCAGUUCACUUCAGGGACUGUUCCGAGGAGGUGGUUCUGCCAGAGAGAGGGGCACAGGUUGCCUGAGGCACUGUUUGCAGUAUAAUAGAAAUGCCCAGUGCCAGAGAUGAAGCAAACCUUGGCCUGUCCAUACGCAGGAUGCCACGCGGUCUCAGCCAGGCAGACCUGCACCACCUCAGAUGCAGGCCUGAGUUAUAGAUGGUAUAUACAUUGUGACCAUGUUUUUGAAAAAGUCUUUAUACGUGUAUAUGUGCGGAAAUGAACCUGGGAAGAUACACUUGUUAUAUAUGAAUGUGGGAUUAAGCGGUUUUCUGUGUAUAUUUAUAAUAAAAGUGAAUUAUACGCAUAAUUUGGUCAAACCACUUACAGCAUUUUCCCUCCUAAAGUUUCCA
Molecule: messenger RNA, 1500 nt
Organism: Trichechus manatus latirostris (Florida manatee)
Lineage: Eukaryota; Metazoa; Chordata; Mammalia; Sirenia; Trichechidae
Gene: PDCD2
Product: programmed cell death 2
Exons: 6
Coding region: 35-1066 (343 amino acids)
Cellular component (GO): nucleus; cytoplasm
Source: RefSeq, a predicted model, not a curated record